AUGUGGUUUAAUGAACGAAUUCAGAAAAAGAAGAAGAGUGCAACAUAUAAAUUCACUAUAUGUUGUUUGCAGGGUAAAGUGAAGCUACCCUUACUUAACCAACCUCCUCCAUUUUUGAUAUAUCUCUUCUCGAGUGAUGAUGAAAUUUGUCGCCAUUUUCGUGAGAAUAUCAGAGCUUACAACAUGAUGUUUUCAUUUACAUCUAUUGGUGGGAAGAUAAAUUACGAUAUAAACAAGGGUCGUGGUCCACCCGUAUUCCAACUACAUGGUGAAAAUUAUCACUUAAUUGGUUCUUUGAUUCCUAAGAGGAAAGAGAAACCAAAGUUCUGUCAGUUGUAUAUCCAUGAUACAGCUAAUGAGAUAACCAACAGAGAAAUCAAUCAGAAUGUCUCUAACUCGACCAAGUUAAGGCCGGCAUUAAUUGAAUGUCUCAUGAAGAUGUUAAACUUUUGUAAUCCAAUGGUGAAAGCUUUCCGUUCCUACAAAGACAGAUACAAUAUUCAACAACCAGAAGACAACUUCAAGUUAGUUCUCAUUGCUAACAGGAAUAAAGAAGCUAGAACACAUAACAUGCCAACAUCAACAGAAGUUGCAGCAUUGAUUCCGGGAGAUUUUCAAGAAGGAAUGGAUUUACGAGAUAUUGUAUUAGAGACUACACACGGAAACCUCAGAAGAAGUAGUGAACUCUAUGUGGGUUAUCUAGCUCUUUGGUAUCCAUUAUUAUUUCCAUAUGGUGAGGAUGGAUUCACCGUUGGAAUUGAAGACGGUUUUGAUGACGGCAACAAACGGAAACGCAAAACUAUAAGCAUGCGAGAAUUCUAUGCUUAUAGGAUUCAAGAUAGGUUAAUGGAAUCUCAGUCCGUAAUUCGGUCUAAACGAUUGUAUCAACAGUUUCUGGUUGAUGUGUUUACUAUGAUAGAGUCUAGCCGACUUCGAUAUUUCAGGAAAAAUCAGAAGAAGCUUCGUUCAGACAAGUAUGUGAAUCUGGUUGAGGCUGAAAAGGAAGGAAACUCUGAUUUAUCCAACAGAGGUAAGAGAAUUUUGAUACCUGCAUCAUUUACCGGUGGUUCACGCUAUAUGAACAAUAACUAUUUGGAUGCAAUGGCAAUCUGUAAGCACUUUGGAUUUCCUGAUUUUUUUAUAACUUUCACCUGCAAUCCAAACUGGCCUGAGAUAAUUAGAUAUACAAAGAAGCGAAAGUUGAAUCCUGAAGAUAGACCAGAUAUCUUAUGUAGGAUAUUCAAAAUUAAGCUAGACAGCCUCAUGAGUGAUCUCACUGAAAAGAACAUUUUCGGAAAAAGUGUUUGUGGUAUGUAUACUAUUGAAUUCCAAAAAAGAGGACUUCCACAUGCACAUAUUCUACUAUGGAUGGCUGAAAAAAACAAAUUGUCUACUGCUGAAUCUAUUGAUAAGGUUAUUUCUGCUGAGAUUCCUGACAAAGAUACUGAUCCUUCUUUGUAUGAAGUAGUGAAGCAAAACAUGAUACAUGGACCUUGCGGAGUGAUUAACAAAAGUAGUCCAUGUAUGGUCAAUGGGAAGUGUUCUAAGCUAUUUCCAAAGAAAUAUUGUGAAAGAACUACCAUUGACAACAGUGGCUUUCCACAUUAUAUGAGAAGGAAGACUGGCGCAUUUGUUGAGAAGAAUGGUCUAAAAAUUGACAACAGUUUUGUUGUGCCUUAUAAUAGAGAGCUAUCAUUGCGAUAUAGAGCUCACAUCAAUGUGGAAUGGUGUACUCAGGCAAGGUCAAUCAAAUACCUCUUCAAAUAUAUCAACAAAGGACCUGAUCGUGUUCUAGCUACUAUUGAAAAUGAUUUAAAUAAAGGCGCAGAUUCUGAUGCAUGCGCCAAUGUAGAUGAAAAUGGCGAGGAUACUACAGAUGAAAUUAAGGAGUUCUUCGAUUGCAGAUAUGUUUCUUCAUGUGAAGCUACAUGGCGUUUGCUAGCAUUUCUAAUCCAUUUUAGGACAACUCCAGUGGAGAAACUCUAUUUUCAUCUAGAAAACGAGCAAUCAGUACUUUUUGACGAUGAUGAUCCAGUUGAAACUGUUCUAAAUCGCAGGUCAGUACAGAGCUCAAUGUUAUUAGCAUUUUUUGAAGCUUGCAAUAAGUAUCCAGAAGCUGAAAACCUAACAUAUGCUGAGUUUCCUACAAUGUUUGUUUAUGAUCGUACAAAUAUUGAAUGGAAACCAAGGCAACAGAAAAGUAGGUUAGCUGUUGGUAGAAUAACCUAUGUACCUCUUAAAUGUGGCCAAUUGUACUAUCUUUGUGUUCUACUCAACCGACACAAAUGUCCUAAGGGGUUUGAUGAUUUGAAGACAGUUGAUGGUGUUUUACAUCCUACAUACAAAGAUGCAUGUUAUGCAUUGGGUUUACUAGAUGAUGAUAGAGAAUAUAUAGAUGGGAUUAAUGAAGCAAGCAUGUGGGGUUCUGGUGACUUCCUUCGAAAGCUGUUCUGUGUUAUGCUAUUGACUGAUAGCCUAAUUAAUCCAUUUGGAGUUUGGGAAGAAACUUGGAAUUUGCUAUCUGAUGAUAUUCUUUACAGAAGAAGAUCUAUUGAAAACAAUCCAGAACUGGACCUCUCUGAUGAGCAGCUCAAAAAUUACACAUUGGAUGCAAUUGAGACUAUACUGCGAAGCAAUGGUUGUUCUCUUUCAAAUUAUGAUGGAAUGCCUUUGCCGGAUGGAGAUUACAACACAGCUGAAAACAUGCUUCCUGGUUUAACUGACGAGCAGAUGAAUGUCUAUAAAGAGAUCAUGGAAGCUGUCACAGAAGAUAAAGGAAGAGUAUUUUUCUUAUAUGGGUUUGGUGGUACUGGAAAAACUCAUUUAUGGAAACUACUAUCCGCUGCUGUUAGUGCUAUAGGUGAAAUCAUUUUGAAUGUUGCAAGUAGUGGAAUGGCAUCUUUGUUAUUGCCUGGUGGUAGAACCGCACAUUCCCGUUUUGGUAUACCAAUAAACCCAGAUGAUGACACUACUUGCAAUAUUCAACCUGGAACAGACUUAGGAAAUUUGGUUGCUGAGUCAUCUCUUAUCAUAUGGGACGAGGCACCUAUGAUGAGUAGAUAUUGUUUUGAAAGUUUGGAUCGUACUAUGCGUGACAUUAUUAAGCGUCAUAAGGAGAAACCAUUUGGAGGAAAAGUUGUUGUGUUUGGUGGUGAUUUUAGACAAAUUUUGCCAGUUAUCAGUGGUGGAGGAAGGGAAGACAUUGUUAUGGCUUCUAUUAAUUCGUCAUAUUUAUGGGAUGAUUGUAAGGUGCUCAAGCUUACAAAAAACAUGAGGCUUUUGGCUAAUCUUGAUGAAAGCGUAGCAGAGGAAAUCAAAUCAUUUUCAGAAUGGAUUCUUAAAGUUGGCGAUGGUAAAAUUAAUCUACCAAACACCGGAGAAGUUAUGAUCGACAUUCCUGAUGAGCUUCUAAUAAAAGAAUGUGAUGAUCCCAUUCAAUCUAUUGUCGAGGAAGUUUAUGGUUUAAGUUUUGAAGAGCAAUCCGAUCCUCACUUUUAUGAAGAAAGGGCUAUUUUGUGUCCAACUAAUGACGAUGUUUGCCUCAUCAACGAUUACAUGCUUUCUAUGUUGACAGGUGAGGAGAAGACUUAUAUAAGUUCUGAUUCUAUAGAUCCAUCUGAUACAUCUAACCAGGAUAGCAGAGUAUAUACUCCUGACUUUUUGAAUAAUAUAAAGUUGUCUGGUCUUCCUAAUCAUUCUUUGAGAUUAAGAGUAGGAACACCAGUUAUGCUAUUAAGGAAUAUAGAUCCAAAGGCUGGUUUGUGCAAUGGUACAAGGCUACAAAUCACCCAAUUAGCUGAUCAUAUCAUCGAAGCUAUUGUUUUAACUGGUGACACUCAUGGUCAGAAAGUUUACAUUCCAAGGUUGAAUGUCGCACCUCCUGAAGGAAAAUUUCCAUUCAGAAUGCGAAGAAGACAAUUUUCUUUGGCAAUUGCCUUUGCUAUGACCAUAAAUAAAAGUCAGGAUCAGACACUUUCAAGCGUCGGUUUAUAUCUGCCAAAGCCUGUUUUCUCUCAUGGCCAGUUAUAUGUUGCUCUAUCUAGAGUAAAAUCAAAGGAUGGGUUAAAGGUGCUUAUUAUUGACAAAGAUGAAUUAGAAGACAUAGAUCCUGUCGGUGUUGAAAUUGUACAAGAUUUUGUUUCAUUUUCUGAUGUGCAUGGUGAUAAAACAGAGCCUGGUCUUCCUAGAGAUAUUCACGGUUUUGUUAUCAGUAUUGAUCCUCUGGUCACUGUAAAUGAUAAUUCCUACCCUGAGAGACAUGAUAAGAAGACUACCAGUAUAUCAUUCACUUUGAAGGAUUACAAGGGGUUAUUGUUAUCGUGUGUUGCAUUAGGACCACUUGCACUUGAUUUUAAUGACAAGAUUUUCAGUGAGGAACAAUUACCAUUUGAUGUUAUGUUAACCGACUGGUCUGUUAAACAAGGAGAAGAUGGAUACUAUCUUCGGUCUAGAGGAGGGAUUUCUAGAAUCGAGUUUCAUCCUGACUGUCCGAAAGCUAAAACUUUGGUUAAAAGGUUUUGGAAUAACCAAAAUAAACCUACCAAUGUCAUUGAUUUGGGUAGUAACGAUGAUGAGGCAAGUCCAUCUUCCGUGAAGAGUAGAGACUGA
Molecule: messenger RNA, 4608 nt
Organism: Eutrema salsugineum
Lineage: Eukaryota; Viridiplantae; Streptophyta; Magnoliopsida; Brassicales; Brassicaceae
Biological process (GO): telomere maintenance; DNA repair
Molecular function (GO): DNA helicase activity
Source: RefSeq, a predicted model, not a curated record